UCUCUCUCUCUCUCUCUCUCUCUCUGAUUUAGCAUUGACAUUCGGCGUCGAUUUUCCACACACACAAGAAAAAUGUAAUUAAAGUCUCACACUUUGUUUAGUUUUGUUUCCAAAUUCCGAUAUGACCAUUGUCCUCUUUUUUAUUAUCCUCACAAAAACAAAACCACGACUCCCACUUCCGCAAUAACCACCGUCAACCUCCUCCGCCCAAACCCACACUCAAGUUCGCAGCUUUAGUCAACACCCAAAUUAAAAAAUUGACCCAUGAUCUUCUCCCGCAGCGACGAUUAGAGUUUCGACCCACCACCACGGCGGCGGCGGACAUGGAUCACCGCGACCCCAACCAGUCCCGCCUCAUCGGAGACUACAUACUUGGCCCCAGAGUCGGGUCUGGUUCCUUCGCGGUUGUUUGGCGCUCACGCCACCGACAACUCGGUAUUGAAGUUGCCGUCAAAGAAAUUGACAAGACGCAGCUCAGCCCAAAAGUCAGCGACAACCUACUCAAAGAAAUUUCCAUUCUCAGCACCAUCAACCACCCCAACAUCAUUCGCCUUUUCGAGGCCAUCCAGACCAAGGACAGAAUCUACCUUGUGCUGGAGUACUGUGACGGCGGCGACCUGGCGGCGUAUAUUCACCGACAGGGGAAGGUCUCAGAAACUGUUGCCAGGCACUUUAUGAGGCAAUUGGCUGCAGGAUUGCAAGUGCUUCAAGAAAAGCACCUCAUUCAUCGGGAUUUAAAGCCACAGAACUUACUCUUGUCAACAACGGUUGAAGAUACCCCACUAUUGAAGAUAGGGGAUUUUGGUUUUGCAAGAUCCCUCAAGCCCCAAGGCUUGGCUGACACACUAUGUGGUUCACCACUGUACAUGGCUCCAGAGAUUAUUCAGAACCAAAAGUAUGAUGCAAAGGCUGAUUUGUGGAGUGUUGGAGCAAUUUUGUUUCAGCUGGUGACCGGGAAGCCACCGUUUGAUGGGAAUAGUCAAUUGCAGCUUUUCCAAAAUAUCCUGACAUCGACUGAACUGAGGUUUCCACAAGGUGCUUUGGAAGAAUUGCAUCCAGAUUGCAUAGAUCUCUGCAGAAGCCUGUUACGUCAAAAUCCAGUUGAGCGACUAUCAUUUAUGGAGUUCUUCAAUCACAAGUUCCUCAGAGAUUCUAGGUAUCAAGUGGAUGUUGAUUAUCCUUCAGUACUUCCAUCACUUAAAUCAACGGUCGAACAGCCUAGUUCUUCUGUCUCCGACAAGAUACUGCAAAUGCGUUCCAGGCAAACCACCAACUCAUCUGGCAGAGAUCUGAGUUCAGAUUUUCCAUCUGCACAUGACCAAAAAUUGUUACAAAGAAAUUAUGGCAGUACAUCCCGCACUAGGAGUGUUCAAGGGCAGGUGCAAGAUAUUGCAUCUCAUAGGAUGAGGAAAUCUAUUACCCGAGAUCCAAACUUGCCGGAUCAGCCCCGAGUUUCUGAUUCAAUGGAGUCUAUCGAGAAAGACUAUGUUAUGGUCAAUUCUUUCUCAUAUUACCUUGAAUCUUCCCUGCAACAUCAUUCCACAACGAGAGCUUCUAUCAGUGCGUCAAAGCAGCACCAUCAUGAUAAAACAGUUCUAAUGAAAACAGAAGAGCAGGCAGCUAGUUCUGUUGGUGUGGAAAGUUCACAAACCAGCGGAUCAGCUACAUUACCAGCAUCUUGUGAAUCAACACUGUUACUAGAAGUGCAAGGACUAUCUAUACUGCAUCCAUCUACUAGGGUCCAUCUGUUACAUCAGUAUGCUCAGGUUCUUGCAGAUCUGUCGCAGGAGAAGUACAAUGCAGGACUAGUUCUAGACUCAUUUUCGGUUCAACUUGUUGUUUUGGCCAUAUGGAAGAAAUCUCUUCAAAUUUGCAGCACUUGGCUGGCAUCAUCUAAAGAGGAUAAAUCACCUGAAGGCAGCUCAGCGAAUGAAUCCUCACUUGUGCAGGGACGUGCUGCCUCAUCAACAAACGCCUCAGAAAAUGUAGAUUUUAGCCGGCCUUCAUCUGUUUCGGUGUGGGCAGAGCAAAGGUUUAUUGUUGCAUUUGAUCGAGCAGAGAAGCUAUCCUAUCGUAUCCAAGAUAUGGAUGAUGCUGCUGAAUUGCCAGAUGCCAUGGAAAUUAUCUACCAAAAAGCGCUAGAAGUUGGGACAAGGGGUGCUGUAGACGAGUACAUGGAGAACAAGGCUAGUGCCGAAGCAUUGUACUCCAAGGCUAUGCUUCUCCUUUCUUUUAUUACAGGAGAAGCAACGUCUCUGCCACUAAACCCUCCGUUUUCCCUAACUCCUGCCAACAAGAAGCGAAUUCAACAAUACAUUCUGCACUUGGAGUCCCGUCGGAUCAAUUUUCUCAAAUCACAGCCUGCUCCUGUGCAAACCCCCGGCUCCUCGGCUAAGUAAAUACGACUGCCUCUGUACAGCCAUUACUGACAAACUGGCUUUUUCUGUGCAUAUUACUGGUAUGCGGGUAAAUCGUGGUCAGAUCGGCGGGAAGUUUUGAACUCUGGGGAUGAUAGCAAGAAAUGGCUCUAUCACAUGACUGGAUAGGGGACGGUAUAUAAUAGCCUCAGCAGGGAAGGCAAAUGUGGAAGGAACCAGAUGGCCUUGAUUGCAUGAGUUUAUAUGGAAACAAAACAACUGUAAAUAUGAAUGGUGGUAACUUCUCCCUUGUGAAGGGUGGCUAUCACAGUAAAUGCCAAAUUUCACGCUGUUUAGGUUUUACCACUAUUUCUUCCUUUUCUUUCCUCUUUACUAAAAAUAUAAGGAUUAACUACAUUUUACACCUUUUUAAGUUUGGAGAGACUUCGAAAAUAGGGUACGAAGUUUCUAACUUUUUCAUAUUACAUCAUAAGGUAUUGAAAUUGCAUUGAUAUUUAUAUCAAUGCAUGCUUUUGGUCUAA
Messenger RNA from Pyrus x bretschneideri (Chinese white pear), 2899 nucleotides. RefSeq names its product serine/threonine-protein kinase ATG1a. Gene Ontology annotation, biological process: autophagy; protein autophosphorylation; autophagosome organization. NCBI's taxonomy places the organism in Eukaryota, Viridiplantae, Streptophyta, Magnoliopsida, Rosales, Rosaceae. Gene Ontology annotation, cellular component: cytoplasm; autophagosome. The record is from RefSeq and is a predicted model, not a curated record. Gene Ontology annotation, molecular function: ATP binding; protein serine/threonine kinase activity. Bases 324 to 2399 code for a protein of 691 amino acids. The transcript is spliced from 13 exons.